AAGUCACCAAUCUUCAAUUUAAAUCGGUGAACCUUUCUGAGCAGAGUAGUUGACGUACAUCAGCCAGAAUGGUGAGCAGAAGAGUGCUGUUCCUGGUUUGCGCCCUCCCCUUCUUGACCACGUGUCUUGGGGCCAGAGUUGGAGGAAGAGGGGCGAAGCAGAGCAGGCGUGGGAGGAUCUUCAAUUCGCCGAUUAUUGUGAGACAUAGACAUCCGGCAUCUGUGACUUAUUACGAGAAUAAGGAUGGUGCAAGAAUCACAAAGGCAAGCCAUUUCGAAUUGGACUACAUGUUGGGAAGAAAAAUUACUUUUUUCUGUAUGGCUCAAGGGUUGCCAAGACCAGAAAUCACGUGGUUCAAGGACGGAAUUGAACUCUACGCACACAAGUUUUUCCAGGUCCACGAAUGGUCAAUCGGGAACGAUACACUCAAGAGCAAAAUGGAGAUAGAUCCAACGACUCAGAAAGACGCAGGGUAUUACGAGUGUCAAGCAAAUAACAAAUACUCGAUCGAUUCUAGGGGUUUUCGAACGGAUUAUGUAAUGAUUGCAUACUAAUAUACCUACUAUUUUUUUUUUUAGAAACUACUAUCAGACAUAAUAAUAUAUUCACACAAUUGUCACAUUCGUUCAAUUCUAUCAUACGUGAAUUGAUAAAUGUGCUUUGGUUCUUAUAAUAUUUUUCAUUUUGAUUAAAAAAAAUUUCAAAGUA
This is a messenger RNA of Harmonia axyridis, 708 nucleotides long. RefSeq names its product immunoglobulin domain-containing protein oig-4-like. The coding region runs from base 69 to 554 and encodes 161 amino acids. NCBI's taxonomy places the organism in Eukaryota, Metazoa, Arthropoda, Insecta, Coleoptera, Coccinellidae. The transcript has 5 exons. The record is from RefSeq and is a predicted model, not a curated record.